CAGCGCGCUAGUGCCAGUGGCAGCAGCGGCGGCGGCGGCAGCGGCAGCAGAGUUCCGAUUUUUUCGCGUUCGUCUAUAAACACAGGUGCGCCCUUAUGCUGGCCAACAUUCGCGCUUGUGAUACGAAAACGAAACAUAACCCAAGCCAAGAGACUCUCUGCACCAUUCGCACACCCAAAAAAAAAAACAACCAAAGGCUGACCUUCACACCACAAUCGAAGUUUGUGCACAAUUCUUGCCACUGCAAAAACAACGAAACACUAAAAGAAGCAACAACAACAAGCGAAGCGAGAAACAAUCAACACAAAAAGUUCCUAAAUCAAAGUCACAUUUGUGCAAACAAACACACACGAAAAAGUUCCUAACAAGAGCAAAGGCAGAGCAGAUCCAACAGCAAGUUUAACAACAACUCUAGCAGCAGAACAGGAGAGCAGGAGAACAGGAGAGCAGGAGAAGCAGAGACAGCAUGACAGCACUGGGAUUAGUUCUGCUAUCAAUGAUGGGCUACACGCAGCACAUGCAGCAGCCAGAACCCAGCUCGCUCGGAGUGGAGGGCGGAGCACGACUGCUCUCCCGAGCGGACUGGGGCGCCCGGAUGCCCAAGUCCGUGGAACACUUUGAGGGACCCGCCCCGUAUGUCAUCAUCCAUCACUCGUACAUGCCCGCCGCCUGCUUCAGCACGCCGGACUGCAUGAAGAGCAUGCGGGACAUGCAGGACUUCCAUCAGCUGGAGCGCGGAUGGAACGACAUCGGCUACAGCUUCGGCAUCGGCGGAGAUGGAAUGAUCUACACGGGUCGCGGCUUCAACGUCAUCGGAGCACAUGCCCCCAAAUACAACGACAAGAGUGUGGGCAUUGUCCUCAUCGGAGAUUGGAGAACUGAACUGCCGCCCAAGCAGAUGCUGGAUGCCGCCAGGAACCUGAUCGCUUUCGGCGUGUUCAAGGGCUACAUCGACCCCGCAUACAAGCUGCUGGGGCACAAGCAGGUGCGCGAGACAGAGUGUCCGGGCGGACGCCUCUUCCAGGAGAUUUCCACGUGGCCGCACUUCAACAAUGGAAUCCGUUUUAACGCAACGACGGAGCAGCCACCACAGGGGCAGGCACUGCCUGUGGUCCCCAAGGUCUAGUUUAGCUCAUCCCGAAUCCUUAUCCGCUAUAUACCAUACUACGCCACACGAGCUCUCAGCUCCCCCGCUCAAUGCCAAGGAGUUCAUUCAGUAUUCAUUAGAUGUCUCUCUGCGAACAUUUCACAAAUAAAGCAAUUUCUAGAUGAUAACA
Messenger RNA from Drosophila pseudoobscura, 1277 nucleotides. It is a transcript of the gene PGRP-LB, whose product is annotated as Peptidoglycan recognition protein LB. The transcript has 3 exons. The coding region runs from base 467 to 1126 and encodes 219 amino acids. Gene Ontology annotation, biological process: peptidoglycan catabolic process; innate immune response. Lineage: Eukaryota; Metazoa; Arthropoda; Insecta; Diptera; Drosophilidae. The record is from RefSeq and is a predicted model, not a curated record. Gene Ontology annotation, molecular function: N-acetylmuramoyl-L-alanine amidase activity; peptidoglycan binding; zinc ion binding.